Alosa alosa (allis shad) is the source of this 3578-nucleotide messenger RNA. It is a transcript of the gene lrrtm4l1, whose product is annotated as leucine rich repeat transmembrane neuronal 4 like 1. The record is from RefSeq and is a predicted model, not a curated record. Gene Ontology annotation, molecular function: protein binding. NCBI's taxonomy places the organism in Eukaryota, Metazoa, Chordata, Actinopteri, Clupeiformes, Clupeidae.
CUGCCGGGCGAAGCCUUGUCCCCGGCCAGCUGUCGCUGUGAGGGUAAGAUCGUCCACUGCGACUCGCUGGCCUUCCUGGAGGUCCCGGAGAACAUCUCCGUAGGUUGCCAGGGCUUGUCCCUGCGCGCCAACCAGCUGCACACGCUGCUGCCCUACCAGUUUGCCCACCUGAACCAGCUGUGGCCUCUACCUGACCACAAAACCAGAUUUCCUUAGGUGGACAGCCGAAGCCUUCCAGGGCUUGGCUGAAUCAAGGAGAUCAUCCCUGAGCACCAAAGAUCUCGCGAGUUCCACAACGCCACCUUCCAUGGUGUUCCCAAUCCAGCCCUCGACUUGUCCUACAACAAGCUAGAGUCGCUGUCGCCUCGACAGUUCCACGGCUCAUGCUAGCUGCAGAACCUUCACCCGCGCUCCAACCUCCCGCGGGACCUCCCCGCUGAGGGUGUUCCUGGAGGCCGCAGCCUGGAGUUCCUGGACCUGGGCUACAACCGCUCAAGGUGCUGACUCAAGACCAUGUUCCUGGGUCUGUCCCGGCUCAUGGAGCUUCACCUGGAACACAACCAGUUCUCCCGCAUCAACUUCUUCCUGUUCCCGCGGCUCACCAACCUGAGGGCGCUGUACCUGCAGUGGAACCGGAUCCUCACCGGGUCAACCAGGGACUGCCCCUGGGGCUGGCACACCUUGCAGAAGCUGGACCUUUGCAACGAGAUCCAGGUGCUGGACCCGGGUUGUUCCCAGUGUCUGCCCAACCUGCAAGUGCUCAACCUGGAGUCCAACAAGCUGGCCAAUGUGUCCAUGGAAACGGUGGUGGCCUGGGACUCGCUGGGAUCGGGCCAGCCUGGCCGCAACAUGGGGACUGCGCCUCGCAUCUGCCCUCUGGUCAACUGGCUGCGGAACUUCCGGGGCACCAAGGAUACGAGCAUCAUCUGCAGUACGCCCAAGCACCUGCAGGGUGAGAAGGUUCUGGAAGCCACGCGGAACCUCGCCGACUGCGAGGACACGGAGCUCUACGAGAGCACCACCUUCCCGCCAGCCAUAGAGCCCGACACCCCGGAACCCACCCCUGAACCAACCACCCCCUACACCAGCCCCCUUGCCCCCCUGCGCCCCCCUGCCACCCCUACCCCCAGACCUCCCAUGGCGCCUCCACCUUUACCCCAGCCGAAUGCCCCCAGCCGCAGUGGAUCCGACCAACGAGCCCCUCGCCGUCCUCCCCCUCCUCCUCAAAAACCACCCGCCCGAGAGUCCCCCCUGCUGACUUUUCCUCCAGAGCCCGAGCGCAUCUCCUUCCACAAAGUGGUAGUGGGCAGCGUGGCGCUGUUCUUCUCCGUGUCGCUCAUCUCCACGGUGGUGUAAUGUUCGAAGCGCUGCCGGGCGCUGGCCCGACUGUUCCAGCAGCAGGCCACCGGGCGCAAGCGGGCGGAAGAAGUCCUGAGCCGAGCAGAACCUCAGCUCCCAGCCCAGGAGUACUACAUGAGUUACAACCCCGCCACCACGCUCGAGCAUAGACGCAGCUGGCCAACGGCGGCAUCGGAGCCUGCACGCGGCACCAUCUUCGCUCGAGGGAAUGCGAGGCAGCAGCUGCUGUGUGUCCUGCUGCAGACUCUCUUCACCCUGCUGGUACUGCAGCCCUCGGCCGGGCUUAGCCAGCCCCAGCCCAGCUGUCCAGAGGGUAAGAUCGUCCACUGCGACUCGCUGGCCUUCCUGGAGGUCCCGGAGAACAUCUCCGUAGGUUGCCAGGGCUUGUCCCUGCGCGCCAACCAGCUGCACACGCUGCUGCCCUACCAGUUUGCCCACCUGAACCAGCUGCUGUGGCUCUACCUGGACCACAACCAGAUUUCCCAGGUGGACAGCCGAGCCUUCCAGGGCUUGCGUCGAAUCAAGGAGAUCAUCCUGAGCACCAAUCAGAUCUCGCAGCUCCACAACGCCACCUUCCAUGGUGUUCCCAACCUGCGCAGCCUCGACUUGUCCUACAACAAGCUAGAGUCGCUGCCGCCCGGACAGUUCCACGGCCUGCGCAAGCUGCAGAACCUUCACCUGCGCUCCAACCUCCUGCGGGACCUCCCGUUGAGGGUGUUCCUGGAGUGCCGCAGCCUGGAGUUCCUGGACCUGGGCUACAACCGUCUGCGGGUGCUGACCCGCACCAUGUUCCUGGGUCUGUCCCGGCUCAUGGAGCUUCACCUGGAACACAACCAGUUCUCCCGCAUCAACUUCUUCCUGUUCCCGCGGCUCACCAACCUGAGGGCGCUGUACCUGCAGUGGAACCGGAUCCGCGGGGUCAACCAGGGACUGCCCUGGGCCUGGCACACCUUGCAGAAGCUGGACCUUUCCGGCAACGAGAUCCAGGUGCUGGACCCGGUGGUGUUCCAGUGUCUGCCCAACCUGCAAGUGCUCAACCUGGAGUCCAACAAGCUGGCCAAUGUGUCCAUGGAAACGGUGGUGGCCUGGGACUCGCUGACCGCCGUCAGCCUGGCCGGCAACAUGUGGGACUGCGGCCCCGGCAUCUGCCCUCUGGUCAACUGGCUGCGGAACUUCCGGGGCACCAAGGAUACGAGCAUCAUCUGCAGUACGCCCAAGCACCUGCAGGGUGAGAAGGUUCUGGAAGCCACGCGGAACCUCGCCGACUGCGAGGACACGGAGCUCUACGAGAGCACCACCUUCCCGCCAGCCAUAGAGCCCGACACCCCGGAACCCACCCCUGAACCAACCACCCCCUACACCAGCCCCCUUGCCCUGCGCCUCUGCCACCCCCUACUCCCCAGACCUCCCAUGGCCCCCACCUUUACCCCAGCCGGUCGCCCCAGCCGCAGUGGAUCCGACCAACGAAGCCCCUCGCCGCCCUCCCCCUCCUCCCACAAACCACCCAGCGCCGAGGCCUCCCUGUUGGAUUUUCCUCCAGAGCCCGAACGCAUCUCCUUCCACAAAGUGGUAGUGGGCAGCGUGGCGCUGUUCUUCUCCGUGUCGCUCAUCUCCACGGUGGUGUACGUGUUCUGGAAGCGGCUGCCGGCGCUGGCCCGACUGUUCCAGCAGCAGGCCACCGUGGGGCGCAAGCGGCGGAAAAAGAGUCCCGAGCAGCAGAACCUCAGCUCCCAGCUCCAGGAGUACUACAUGAGUUACAACCCCGCCGCUACGCCCGAGAGCAUAGACGUGCUGGCCAACGGCGGCACGGGAGCCUGCACGUGCACCAUCUCGGGCUCGAGGGAAUGCGAGAAUGAGUUCCCCUGCCCCAGACCACUGCCGGGCUCCUGGCUGGGCGACAUGUCCUCCUUGCACUAGAGAGUCAUCCUAAUCAGCCGCUCCGCUGGACCAGUGGCCGGGAGAGGAGAGCCGUGUCCACGUCCACACCCCCGCCUUCCCCCUUGGACUCCUGGAUCUCGACUCAUCUCGUCGGCCACACAGCGGCACCCCCGACCCUCACUUUCUCCUCCUCUCAGCUCCACGGCUCCAAUACUUCAUCUCCACACAUCUCUCUCUCUUCUCCUCUCUCUCUUCUCCUGUCUUUUCUACUCUCUUCUCCUCUCUGUCUUCUCCUCUCUCUCUCCUCUCUUUUCUCCUCUCUCUCUUCUCCUCUCUUUCCU